UCCGUUGCAAAUUCCUCAUCCCGUAGGCCGUAGCCAGCAAACAAGAUCGACGAGAUGAUGCAUCCGUUUCGUGCCCCGGCAGCCGCCGCGGUGCUCUGCUCAACCACGCUGCUGCUAGCUGCCGUCCUCGCCACCGACGCCACCAUAAACACCACCACGCCGUCGUUGCCGUCCUCGUCGUCCUCGCCCUGCGCCCCGGCGACGUGCGGGGGCCUGCGCAUCGAGUACCCAUUCUGGCUCGGCGGCACGCACCCGCCAGAGUGCGGCUACCGGGCCUUCCAGGUCACGUGCGACGGCAACGGCACGGCCUUCCUCGAGAACUCAUUCUGGAAGUACCAGAUCCUGGACAUCUCUUACGACGACAGCACCUUCAGGCUCGCCAACCACGAUCUCUCCGACGGCACCUGCGACGUCGAGGUCCGCGUGAACGCCACCUCCGACCUCGGCCUCGCGCCCUUUGCCAUCAGCCGGACCAACCAGAGGCUCUACUUCCUCUACAACUGCACCGACCUCCGGGCGCGGCCGCCGCCCCGUUCGUGGGCGCCCGUGAACUGCACCAAGGGGUCCAACGUGUCCACCUUCAACUCCUUCGCGUUGCUCGCCGGCGGGUACAGGCCCGUGCCGGGGAACUGCAGGGUGUCGAUGAUGCCCGUGCUGGGGUACCCGGGGGCGGCCGGGAAGGACUACCGGCAGCUGAUGAAGGGCGGGUUUCUUCUGGACUACGCGGCCGACGACUGCGCGGCGUGCAAGGAGAGCGGUGGACGUUGCCGGAUUGACACCGACUAUGAUAUCUUCCAGUGCCACUGCUCCGACGGCGUGGCCGACCUCAUCGUUUGCGGGUCCAGAAUAGAUACACGGCGUGCCUCUUUGUCGAUGACGUACAAGAUGUAUCGACCGAUGGAUUCAUAUGGAAGAUAAAUCAGCCUACCCUUUUUUGCCCUUCGUCGAUGUGUGGGUUGACAUGAUAAUAUUGGUUCCUAAAUUUUUUUCCUCUCCUUUCCCGUUGGAUUAUACUGUGCCAAUCCAUAAAGGCUUGCGACUACGGUACAAGUAAGAAAUCGAGUUUUCAAGAAAGCAACACGUCCACUCGGCUGAAGCAUUAUUUCGUCUUAUGGAUUUGAUGUCCGUUUUCCAAAGUGUUAGCAGUUUUAGGCUUCUUGCCAACAGUACUCCUCUUCCAUCUCCCAGUGAUCUUGUCCGGUUUGAUUGGAUUGAAUUGGCUCCAAAAUAGGUUGCAAAUGAAUCUUAUGGAAAAUGUUCUAAGGACUCUAAUAUUCUGAAUCAAACAAUCAAGAAGAAAAACCUUUUCCCAGCUGCUGGGAAACCUUUUGUCCCCGCUGCUUCCUUCAACAACA
Triticum aestivum (bread wheat) is the source of this 1355-nucleotide messenger RNA. RefSeq names its product LEAF RUST 10 DISEASE-RESISTANCE proteinUS RECEPTOR-LIKE PROTEIN KINASE-like 1.2. The transcript has 2 exons. Lineage: Eukaryota; Viridiplantae; Streptophyta; Magnoliopsida; Poales; Poaceae. Gene Ontology annotation, molecular function: polysaccharide binding. The coding region runs from base 55 to 918 and encodes 287 amino acids. The record is from RefSeq and is a predicted model, not a curated record.